GGGCGGGUGCGGGCGGCGCGCGCGGUCCGUGGCGGAGGGCGCGGAGGCGGCUGGAGGUCCCUGCGCACCCACAGACCCGAAAAUGGACCCAAGUGGUGUAAAAGUGUUGGAAACAGCAGAAGAUAUCCAAGAAAGGCGUCAGCAAGUUUUGGACCGUUACCACAGGUUCAAGGAACUCUCUUCUCUAAGGCGCCAAAAACUUGAAGAUUCCUAUCGAUUCCAGUUUUUCCAGCGUGAUGCAGAUGAGCUUGAAAAAUGGAUCCAAGAGAAACUGCAGAUUGCAUCUGAUGAAAAUUACAAAGACCCAAGCAAUUUGCAGGGGAAGCUGCAGAAGCACCAAGCCUUUGAGGCUGAGGUGCAGGCCAAUUCAGGAGCCAUCAUUAAACUGGAUGAGACUGGAAAUCAGAUGAUUAACGAAGGCCAUUUUGCGUCUGAAACCAUAAGAUCCUUCACGCCGUACCGGACUGCCCAGCGCCCGAUAGUCACGGCCACCCAAGUGGGGUCCCACAUACGAACUCGACUGCAGGAGCUGCACCGACUAUGGGAAUUACUGAUGGAAAAGAUGAGAGAGAAGGGAGUCAAAUUAUUGCAAGCACAGAAGUUGGUGCAGUAUUUACGGGAAUGUGAAGAUGUCUUGGACUGGAUCAAUGACAAGGAAGCAAUAGUGACAUCAGAAGAGCUUGGACAGGACUUAGAGCAUGUUGAAGUUUUGCAAAAGAAGUUUGAAGAGUUCCAGACAGACCUCGCAGCUCAUGAAGAAAGAGUAAAUGAAGUGAACCAGUUUGCUGGCAAACUUAUCCAAGAAACACAUCCUGAAGAGGAACUGAUAAAGUCCAAACAAGAUGAAGUAAAUGCAAGCUGGCAGCGUCUUAAGGGACUUGCCCUUCAGAGGCAAGGAAAACUCUUUGGGGCAGCUGAAGUUCAGCGUUUCAACAGGGAUGUGGAUGAAACAAUCAGCUGGAUUAAGGAGAAAGGGCAGUUGAUGGCCUCAGAUGAUUUUGGCAGAGACUUAGCCAGUGUGCAGGCAUUACUGCGGAAGCACGAAGGCCUGGAAAGAGACCUGGCAGCUCUGGAAGAUAAGGUGAAGGCCCUGUGUGCAGAAGCUGACCGUUUGCAGCAGUCUCACCCAAUAAAUGCUUCCCAAAUUCAAGUGAAACGGGAGGAGCUCAUUGCCAACUGGGAACAGAUCCGCACGCUGGCAGCAGAGAGGCACGCUCGCCUCAACGACUCCUACAGGCUGCAGCGCUUUCUUGCGGACUUCCGAGACCUCACCAGCUGGGUGACUGAGAUGAAGGCUCUGAUAAAUGCUGAUGAACUUGCCAAUGAUGUGGCUGGAGCAGAAGCCCUCCUAGACAGACAUCAGGAACAUAAGGGAGAAAUUGAUGCCCAUGAAGACAGCUUCAAAUCUGCUGAUGAGUCAGGCCAGGCUUUGCUCUCUGCUGGGCACUAUGCUUCUGAUGAAGUUAAAGAAAAGCUGACCAUCCUCUCAGAUGAAAGGUCUGCCUUACUGGAACUGUGGGAGCUCCGCAGACAGCAGUAUGAGCAGUGCAUGGACCUGCAGCUUUUCUACAGAGACACUGAACAAGUUGACAACUGGAUGAGCAAACAAGAAGCAUUUCUGCUGAAUGAAGACCUUGGUGAUUCUCUGGAUAGUGUGGAGGCUCUUCUAAAGAAGCAUGAAGACUUUGAGAAAUCCCUAAGUGCCCAAGAGGAGAAAAUCACAGCAUUAGAUGAGUUUGCUACUAAGUUGAUUCAGAAUAACCACUAUGCCAUGGAUGAUGUUGCUACACGCAGAGAUGCUCUGCUGAGCCGCCGAAACGCCCUUCAUGAAAGAGCCAUGUACCGCCGUGCUCAGCUGGCGGAUUCUUUCCAUCUGCAGCAGUUUUUCCGAGAUUCUGAUGAGCUCAAGAGUUGGGUUAAUGAAAAGAUGAAAACGGCAACUGAUGAGGCCUACAAGGAUCCAUCGAACUUGCAAGGUAAAGUUCAGAAACACCAGGCUUUUGAAGCAGAGCUGUCUGCUAACCAGAGUCGUAUUGAUGCCCUGGAGAAAGCUGGCCAGAAGCUGAUUGAUGUCAAGCACUAUGCGUCCGAUGAGGUGGCAGCUCGCAUGAAUGAAGUCAUCAGCUUGUGGAAGAAACUUCUGGAGGCCACUGAGCUCAAAGGUAUAAAACUGCGAGAAGCCAAUCAGCAGCAGCAGUUUAAUCGCAAUGUGGAGGACAUUGAGCUCUGGCUGUAUGAAGUAGAAGGACACUUGGCUUCUGAUGAUUAUGGAAAAGAUCUUACUAAUGUUCAGAAUCUUCAGAAGAAACACGCACUGCUAGAGGCAGAUGUUGCUGCCCAUCAGGAUCGGAUAGAUGGCAUUACCAUCCAGGCACGCCAGUUCCAGGAGGCUGGGCACUUUGAUGCUGACAAUAUCAAGAAGAAACAAGAAGCUUUAGUGGCUCGUUAUGAAGCUCUGAAGGACCCCAUGGUAGCUCGCAAGCAGAAACUCGCAGAUUCUCUUCGCCUGCAGCAGCUUUUCCGUGACAUUGAGGAUGAAGAGACCUGGAUUAGGGAAAAAGAACCUAUUGCAGCUUCAACAAACCGAGGCAAGGAUUUAAUUGGUGUCCAGAAUCUGUUAAAGAAGCACCAGGCUUUGCAGGCAGAAAUUGCAGGCCAUGAGCCUCGUAUUAAAGCAGUCACACAGAAGGGAAAUGCUAUGGUGGAAGAAGGACACUUUGCAGCUGAGGAUGUAAAAAUCAAACUGAACGAGCUAAACCAGAAGUGGGACUCUCUGAAAGCCAAAGCAUCUCAGCGUCGACAGGACCUGGAGGAUUCCCUGCAGGCUCAGCAGUACUUUGCUGAUGCUAAUGAGGCCGAAUCCUGGAUGAGGGAAAAGGAGCCCAUUGUAGGCAGUACAGACUAUGGGAAAGAUGAAGACUCUGCUGAGGCUCUUCUGAAGAAACAUGAAGCUUUGAUGUCUGAUCUCUCUGCUUAUGGCAGCAGCAUCCAGGCAUUGAGGGAACAGGCCCAGUCAUGCAGGCAACAAGUUGCUCCCACAGAUGAUGAAACUGGAAAAGAGCUUGUUUUGGCACUCUAUGAUUACCAGGAGAAGAGUCCCCGGGAGGUGACAAUGAAGAAGGGAGAUAUCCUCACAUUACUCAACAGCACCAACAAGGACUGGUGGAAGGUGGAAGUCAAUGACCGUCAGGGAUUUGUACCUGCUGCCUAUGUGAAAAAACUGGAUCCUGCCCAGUCUGCAUCCCGGGAGAACCUCCUGGAGGAGCAGGGCAGCAUUGCACUGCGACAGGAGCAAAUCGACAACCAGACUCUCAUUACUAAGGAGGUCGGCAGUGUAUCUCUGCGUAUGAAACAGGUCGAAGAACUGUAUCACUCUCUCCUGGAACUGGGAGAAAAACGUAAAGGCAUGUUGGAAAAAAGCUGCAAGAAGUUCAUGCUUUUCCGUGAAGCCAAUGAGCUCCAGCAGUGGAUCAAUGAGAAGGAAGCAGCACUCACCAGUGAGGAAGUGGGUGCUGAUCUGGAGCAGGUGGAGGUUCUGCAGAAGAAAUUUGAUGAUUUUCAGAAGGAUCUCAAAGCCAACGAGUCACGCCUGAAGGAUAUAAACAAGGUUGCCAAGGACCUGGAGUCAGAAGGGCUGAUGGCAGAUGAAGUACAAGCAGUACAGCAACAGGAAGUCUAUGGGAUGAUGCCCAGGGAUGAAACUGAUUCUAAGACAGCCUCUCCUUGGAAGUCUGCACGUUUGAUGGUACACACGGUGGCAACCUUCAACUCAAUCAAGGAGCUGAAUGAGCGCUGGAGAUCCCUGCAGCAGCUGGCAGAGGAGAGGAGCCAGUUGUUGGGCAGUGCCCACGAGGUACAGAGAUUCCACAGAGAUGCUGAUGAAACCAAGGAAUGGAUAGAGGAGAAGAAUCAAGCAUUAAAUACAGACAACUAUGGGCAUGACCUGGCCAGUGUUCAGGCUCUGCAGCGCAAACAUGAAGGCUUUGAGAGAGAUUUGGCAGCUCUGGGAGACAAGGUGAAUUCUCUUGGUGAAACUGCCCAGCGUCUAAUCCAGUCACAUCCAGAAUCUGCUGAAGAUCUCCAAGAAAAAUGCACUGAGUUGAAUCAGGCUUGGAAUAGUCUGGGAAAACGUGCUGACCAGCGCAAGGAGAAGCUUGGAGAUUCUCAUGACCUGCAGCGUUUCCUCAGUGACUUCAGGGACCUCAUGUCUUGGAUCAAUGGGAUCCGGGGCCUGGUCUCCUCAGAUGAACUCGCAAAGGAUGUGACUGGAGCUGAAGCUUUGUUGGAAAGGCACCAGGAACACCGCACAGAAAUAGAUGCAAGAACUGGCACUUUCCAGGCAUUUGAACAGUUUGGACAACAACUCCUUGCCCAUGGACACUAUGCCAGCCCAGAGAUCAAGGAGAAACUGGAUAUUCUGGAGCAAGAACGGACAGACCUGGAGAAGGCCUGGGUCCAGCGCAGAAUGAUGCUGGACCAGUGCCUGGAACUACAGCUGUUUCAUCGGGACUGUGAACAAGCUGAAAACUGGAUGGCUGCCCGGGAGGCUUUCUUAAAUACAGAGGAUAAAGGAGACUCCUUGGACAGUGUGGAGGCACUCAUCAAGAAACAUGAAGAUUUUGAUAAAGCAAUCAAUGUCCAGGAAGAGAAAAUUGCUGUCCUGCAGUCCUUUGCUGACCAGCUGAUUGCUGCAGAUCAUUACGCCAAGGGAGUCAUCGCCAACAGACGCAAUGAGGUCCUGGACAGGUGGCUUCGUCUGAAAGCCCAAAUGAUUGAGAAGAGAUCGAAGCUGGGAGAGUCUCAGACCCUCCAGCAGUUCAGUCGUGAUGUGGAUGAAAUAGAAGCCUGGAUCAGUGAAAAGCUCCAGACUGCAAGUGAUGAGUCCUAUAAGGAUCCCACAAAUAUUCAGCUUUCCAAACUGCUGAGCAAGCACCAGAAGCACCAGGCCUUUGAAGCCGAGCUCCACGCCAACGCCGACCGCAUCCGCGGUGUCAUCGACAUGGGCAACUCCCUCAUCGAGAGGGGCGCGUGCGCCGGCAGCGAGGACGCCGUCAAGGCACGCCUGGCUGCCCUGGCUGACCAGUGGCAAUUCCUGGUACAGAAAUCAGCAGAGAAGAGUCAGAAACUGAAAGAAGCUAAUAAGCAACAGAAUUUCAAUACUGGAAUCAAGGACUUUGACUUUUGGCUUUCAGAGGUGGAGGCUUUGUUGGCAUCUGAAGACUAUGGGAAGGACUUAGCAUCUGUUAACAACCUUCUGAAAAAACACCAAUUACUGGAAGCUGAUAUAUCUGCUCAUGAGGACCGCCUGAAGGACCUGAACAGCCAGGCUGACAGUCUGAUGACCAGCAGUGCCUUUGACACGUCCCAAGUGAAGGACAAACGCGAGACCAUCAACGGGCGCUUCCAGCGCAUCAAGGGCAUGGCCAGCGCCCGCCGCGCCAAGCUCAACGAGAGCCACCGCCUGCACCAGUUCUUCCGGGACAUGGACGACGAGGAGUCCUGGAUCAAAGAAAAGAAACUGUUGGUUAGCUCAGAGGACUAUGGCAGAGACCUGACUGGUGUGCAGAAUCUGAGGAAGAAACACAAGCGCUUAGAAGCAGAAUUAGCUGCCCAUGAACCUGCUAUCCAGGGUGUUCUGGACACGGGUAAGAAGCUUUCAGAUGACAACACAAUUGGAAAGGAGGAGAUACAGCAGAGACUGGCUCAGUUUGUGGAUCACUGGAAAGAGUUAAAGCAAUUGGCAGCUGCUAGGGGCCAGCGUCUGGAGGAGUCUCUGGAGUAUCAGCAGUUUGUAGCAAAUGUCGAGGAAGAAGAAGCCUGGAUCAAUGAGAAAAUGACACUGGUAGCCAGUGAGGAUUAUGGGGACACACUUGCUGCUAUCCAGGGCUUGCUGAAGAAGCAUGAGGCAUUUGAGACUGAUUUUACUGUCCACAAGGACAGAGUGAAUGAUGUCUGUGCUAAUGGAGAGGAUCUCAUUAAAAAGAACAAUCACCACGAGGCGAACAUCACUGCCAAGAUGAAGGGGCUCAGAGGGAAGGUGUCAGAUCUGGAGAAAGCAGCAGCUCAGAGGAAAGCCAAAUUGGAUGAGAACUCAGCUUUCCUCCAAUUCAACUGGAAAGCAGAUGUGGUGGAGUCGUGGAUAGGAGAGAAGGAAAACAGUCUGAAGACAGAUGAUUACGGACGUGACCUCUCUUCAGUGCAAACCUUGCUCACCAAACAGGAAACAUUUGAUGCUGGACUUCAGGCUUUCCAGCAGGAGGGAAUUGCAAACAUCACUGCCCUGAAAGACCAGCUGCUCGCAGCCAAGCACAUCCAGUCCAAGGCCAUCGAGGCCCGGCAUGCUUCCUUGAUGAAACGCUGGAAUCAGCUACUGGCUAAUUCUGCUACCAGGAAAAAGAAACUCUUGGAGGCUCAGGAGCACUUCAGAAAGGUUGAGGAUCUCUUCCUGACCUUUGCGAAGAAGGCCUCUGCCUUCAACAGCUGGUUUGAGAAUGCUGAGGAGGACCUGACGGAUCCUGUGCGCUGCAACUCACUGGAGGAAAUCAAAGCCCUGAGAGAAGCUCACGACGCUUUCCGUUCCUCCCUAAGUUCUGCCCAAGCUGAUUUCAACCAGCUGGCAGAGCUUGAUCGCCAGAUCAAGAGCUUCCGUGUGGCCUCCAACCCCUACACUUGGUUCACUAUGGAGGCUCUUGAAGAAACCUGGAGGAAUCUGCAGAAAAUUAUCAAGGAACGUGAACUGGAGCUGCAGAAGGAACAGCGAAGGCAGGAAGAAAAUGACAAACUGCGUCAGGAAUUUGCUCAGCAUGCCAAUGCCUUCCAUCAGUGGAUUCAGGAGACCAGGACUUACCUGCUAGAUGGGUCAUGUAUGGUGGAGGAAUCAGGAACACUGGAGUCACAACUAGAAGCUACUAAACGCAAGCACCAAGAGAUCCGAGCUAUGAGGAGCCAGCUGAAGAAGAUUGAGGACCUUGGAGCAGCCAUGGAAGAGGCACUUAUCUUGGACAACAAGUACACAGAACACAGCACCGUGGGGCUGGCACAGCAGUGGGACCAGCUGGACCAGCUGGGGAUGAGGAUGCAACACAACCUGGAACAGCAGAUCCAAGCCCGGAACACCACUGGAGUCACUGAGGAGGCCCUGAAGGAGUUCAGCAUGAUGUUCAAGCACUUUGACAAGGACAAAUCUGGACGACUUAAUCACCAGGAGUUUAAGUCUUGCUUACGCUCUCUCGGCUACGAUCUGCCCAUGGUUGAGGAAGGAGAGCCAGACCCUGAGUUUGAGUCUAUUCUUGACACUGUAGAUCCCAACAGGGAUGGACACGUCUCGCUGCAGGAGUACAUGGCCUUCAUGAUCAGCCGGGAAACUGAGAACGUGAAAUCCAGCGAGGAGAUCGAGAGCGCUUUCCGCGCCCUCAGCUCCGAGGGGAAGCCCUACGUGACCAAGGAGGAGCUCUACCAGAACCUGACCCGGGAACAGGCCGAUUAUUGCAUCUCUCACAUGAAACCCUACAUGGAUGGCAAGGGCAGGGAACUGCCUUCUGCCUACGACUACAUAGAAUUUACACGUUCACUCUUUGUGAAUUGAUCUGAAACACUAGUACCAAAAGAUGCAAAGGACAUGCUCACGUUUGCUGACUGUAGCUCUGCAUGUGUCUCUAUCUCCUUGUGCUCUACAAUAAUCAAUGUUACUUUAUGAUGUAACCUUAAAGUGCUUAGCUUGAAACUCUUAGGGAAAAGAAACAUGUUGCAGUGUGCUUCAAUAAAAGUUACUGGUCGAACCACA
This is a messenger RNA of Vidua chalybeata, 7783 nucleotides long. RefSeq names its product spectrin alpha, non-erythrocytic 1 (gene SPTAN1). The transcript is spliced from 58 exons. Bases 83 to 7585 code for a protein of 2500 amino acids. Gene Ontology annotation, molecular function: calcium ion binding; actin filament binding. Gene Ontology annotation, biological process: actin cytoskeleton organization. Gene Ontology annotation, cellular component: cortical actin cytoskeleton; plasma membrane; cell junction. The record is from RefSeq and is a predicted model, not a curated record. NCBI's taxonomy places the organism in Eukaryota, Metazoa, Chordata, Aves, Passeriformes, Viduidae.